Racocetra fulgida is the source of this 321-nucleotide messenger RNA. NCBI's taxonomy places the organism in Eukaryota, Fungi, Glomeromycota, Glomeromycetes, Diversisporales, Gigasporaceae. The record is from the annotation of a GenBank genome assembly.
CUUAUAAUUAUGCAGAAAAACUUGAUAAAGAACAAGAAUAUCAUAAAGCAUUUACUAUUUUUAACCAAAUUUCUCAAAGAGAUGACUCUAAGUUCCAGAAAAAUGCAUUACAUAUCAAAAAGAAAGCUUUAGAUAAGAAUAAAUAUAUUAAAAUGAAUUCUAAUCAUUUCAUUUCGAUUGAAGAAUCUGAUGUUUUUCAAAAUAUUGAACAUAAUAAUGGAAUAACAGUUUUUAUCACACAAGGUUACUCACCAAUUCUUAUUCAUGAAGAUGCUACAAAAAAAUUGAAAACAAUCAAGGAGUUCCCAGAUCUAAAUCUAC